UUUUAACUUGUAUUUAAAUAUUUAUACCCGACUUUUUGAGUGUAAUCAAGAAUUGGCAAGAUUUUUCCAUUUUUUGUGAAAGCAUUUUCAUAUUGUAAAAUAAAGCUUUAUAAGAUGGAAAAUAAACACUUUGAAACCAUAAGUGUAUUAGACAGUAGUGGCAGCUGGUGGACAAAAUUUGUGGGUGUUCACACCUCAGACGCAUGUGAGGGGGGGGGGGGCAACCUCAGUGGUGGAAGCACUGUUCAGUGGAUCUGUUUCUUGUUGGAAGCGAUACAAAAAGUUUGACCUAAUAAAAGACUGAUUAGCUACAAACAAACAGUAAAAAAAAAUAAUUUAAAAACACCUAGGAAAAAAAAAAAGUCAGAUAAAACAAGAUUAAAAAAAUAAUAAUAUAAAAAAUGUUUAAAUAAGACAAAUACAUUGAGCACACCGAAUGUACUCUGACAUCUGCUCUCGAAAUUGAAAUGUGUUUUUAUUUAAAUAGAAGUUGUCCCUGAAAGUUCAAAGACCAAGAACAGGAAAAAAUAAGACCUUAAAUGGAGACUUUAAUUUACUGUAUUUUGCCCCAAACUUUGGUACCUAACUUCUUUACAGCUACUCCUUGUCAGUGAAUUGUAUAUUACAGUACAAUAAAAUAAACUGAACAAUAACAUGGCAUGUGGUCUGAAAGCAUAACAUAUUAUUCCACGGUAUAUGGCAUAUUACAGAUUUUUUGGUAGAUUUUUUCACCCCUUCCCUCUAAAAGAAAAAACGGAAUGAAACAGCAUACACGAGCACAGUUGAAAUAUUCAAUGGACUGUAUAUUUGCUCACACAACUUUUAACUCCUUUGUUUUAGUUUUUAGACUGUGCCCUCCACGUUUUGAAUAACGUGGAAUGUGUAUACAGUCUGUAAUGUACACCACUCGUCCUUAAAAACGAUAUUAAUUUGUUUCGGAUAUUUUCUCGCACUGAAUAAUUACCAUCAUUCCACCUUACAAAUGUCAGACGGGCUAAUUGUAAACAUGAAGACGGAAGUCCCAUCACCAUGGGAUUGUGGGUGGUGAAACUGAAUAAUUUUUAGAAUAUAACUUUGCCUUUCUAAAUGUGCUACAAGUACAAAAUUAAAAUUACAAAAAAAAAUGUUAAUGUUAAACUGAAAAUCGCCUGUCUAUUCCUAUUGAAUAUAGUGUAGCAUGCUUUUAAGAAACCUUAUCGCAGCAGUGCACCACGGGUAAUAUGCUAAUACGAUACCAGAACUGCGCUACUGCCUUUGCAGCAACAAAAAACGUUUCCAAGUCGUUCAUGUUUAGCAUAGGAUAAGUGAAUGGGAUAUUUAAAAAGUAAUCAACAGACUUGCCAAAUGUUAUGAAAAUAAAAUCUGUGGGCAAUGGCAAGUGGAGAUCUGAAUGCGGAAAGGGAUAGGAUCCAGAGGGAGAUUGAGGAGCUGGAGAGAAAUCUGGGUCUGGCUGCUGCUGCUUCUACUGACGCUUCAUUUUCUGAGUCAGAAAAUGAGGAUUCAGAGUUGGAGCAAGAUGAAGGUACAGAUGGUGGUGCACAGCCUCCGAUUGGUAUGUCUGCUGCGGAGCUGUCUGCUGAGAGAGAGAAAAUCCAGAGAGAAAUCGAGGAGCUGGAGCGCAGUUUGGGUCCUGCAGCUGCCUGCAUGGAUGUGUCCCCUCUCGGGUCACAGGAAGAGGAUUCCGAGGAAGAUGAAGAGGCUGAUGGUCGUUUUGUGAUGGACAUGGGGGGUGCAGAUGGAGAGGAGGAAGAAGACCUGGGGCUUCCUGAAGACAGUGAGACCUGUCUGCAGAUCAACCUGGUGUACCAGGAGGUGAUCGAGGAGAAGCUGCAGGAGCUGGAGGUGCUGCUGGCUGAGAACAGAGAGCAGCAGAAUGAAAUCCUCUCCCAGCUGUCUGUUUCACAGGCUGACAAGACAGACGGAACCAAGCUGCCACCAUCCAACCAGUUUUUAGGGCACUUCUUGAAACCAUAUUUUAAGGAUAAGAUGACUGGCCUUGGUCCACCUCCUAAUCCAGAUACAAGGGAGAAGAUGGCUCAAGGAAUUAAGUCCUUUGAAGAUCUUGGGGUGAGAAAAUGGAAAAGCUGGGAGAAGGCCUUGCUGCGUUCAUCGGUGGUAAGCGACAGCUUGAGGCGUUUGCUGCAGCCAAAAUUAUCAAGGGUUGAAUAUUUGACCCAGAAAAUGGAAAAGGCCAACGGAAUGGAGAAACAGAUCCUUGAAAAGCAGAUCAGUCAAACAGAGAAGGAAAUCGAAGACAUCAGCCGGAUGCCUGAUGAAGAGUUGAUUGGGAAUCGCGAACAAGAACAUGACUGGGAAAAGAUUUCAAAUAUUGAUUUUGAAGGCUUGUCCAAACCUGAGAAGUACUGGCAGAACCACCUGCACAUGGAGAUCAACAAGAAGAAGUGGAGCGAUGAGGAGCUUGAGAGGCUGAAGGAGAUCGCAGCCAAUCACAACCACACCAACUGGGAUAAGAUUGCUGAGGAGCUGGGGACAAACCGGAGACCCUUCAUGUGCCUGCAGAUGUACCAGUUGUUCAUUAACACAGAGCUGAAAAAGAAGUACUUUACCAAGGAAGAGGAUCAGGUGCUGACGGAGCUGGUGGAAAAAAUGAGAAUCGGCUCUCACAUCCCGUACACCAAAAUUUCCUAUUUCAUGGAGGGAAGAGAAGCGGCGCAGCUCAUCCAUCGCUAUACGCAUAGUUGUGAUCCGGCUCUGAAGAGGGGGCCGUGGUCAAGUGAGGAAGAUGCGUUGUUAAUAAAAGCAGUUGCUGAGUACGGCCCUCGGGUGUGGUGGAAAAUUCAAGCAAAGGUCCCAGGAAGAACCGAUGCACAGUGCAGAGACAGGUAUAUGAAUUGCCUGAGUGAAGAUGUUAAGAAAGGGAAAUGGUGCUCAGAAGAGGAGACUUUGUUCAUUGACCUGGUUAAUAAGCAUGGAGUCGGCCGUUGGGCGAAAAUAGCCUCAGAGAUUCCCAACCGGACAGACUCACAGUGUCUACAUAAAUGGAACACCCUGACAAAACCAAAAAAGAGAAGACAGAAGUUAAAGGAAGUCAGAUCGUCGAGAUUAGGGAGAAAGAGAAGUAAGAACAUAAGUAAGCUGAAGAGGAAGGCGUCUCUGCUGAAGAAGGGCAUGCUAUCGAGCUCUGACUCCGAGGAGAUGGAGCUGUCAGACAGCGUUGAGGAGGGGUCGGGCAGCGAGAACGAUGACGACUCAGAGUCGGAGGAGGAGGAGGAGGAGGAGGAGGAGAAGGAGGAGUACACCAUGCCCAGUAUUGACCUGUGGAUCCCUGUCGGCCCUGAUAUUCCUGAGCUCCCCAGGUCUAAACGGCCUGCUAGAAAGAGAGCCCCCUCACCCACCCCCACUGCUCCUUUGAACCCUGAUGCAGCGCUCCCCAGCCCCGAAGCUCAAGCCCAGAGCGGACCGGCACAUGGCAGGAAGAACAGGGUUCCACUCCGUAGCACCACUGUCGCUUCUGAACGCAGUACGGUGCUCAAGGGCCCGGGAUAUCUCGCAAACCGCAACCUGAACAGCAGCAGCCCUGCUGAACUGACCACCACGGUUUCCCAAACAGGAAAUAAAAUAUUGAAGUUGACCUUUACAGAAGUGAGGAAGCUACUGAGACCUAAAAGUAAACUCCAGGAAAAGACGGGGAAGAAGAAGAAAGGUGUGGAGAAACAGAAAACCACCAGAGCUUUUGUCUCUCACCUGCAAAGCAAUAACCUGAACCAAAAGCUCAUGAUGGCAGUAACUCCCUGGAUGGAGAACGUUUUAAUGCCCAAAGGCAGGUGUAAGCGCACUGAAGCUGAUGUCAUUAGAGAGAGAGCUGAGAAAAUUGGUCUAGCCACCACACCAGUGUUUACUCUGCUUAUUACAAUGUUUCAGAUUGACGCAGCAGGCUGUCGGAAGGUCAUCGAGGAGAGAGCGAAAAGGUUUAACGCAGAACGCUGUAAGAAGGUCGGCCAGGACAGAGCAAAAAGGAUUGAGACAGAAGGCUGCAUUCAGGACAGAACUAGAAGGGGGACCCCUAAUUAUAACUCAGUCCAGAAUAACAGUGGGCCACUGAUACGUCCCACGGCCAGUAGCGUGAGAACGGUGGCUCAGGUAUUGUAUGAAAAACGAUUAAAGGAGGCCAGGUUGAAGAAGAGAGCCGCUUCUCAUACUAGCAUCCUUCUCAUGCCCAGUAUGAUCGUGCCUCAGACAGUGGUUAUCCAGCAGCCUUUGGUACAGGUCACUCCUGAGCAGCACAAUCCUUCUCCAGUCAUUCCCACUGAGGUCACAGCUGAAAAGCCCAAUUCCUCUGGAGGAGGGGAGACAGGGAAGACAGCAGGUGAUAAACCUGCAAAAAUACCACCAAGAAAGAGACAGAGAACAAGCAAGACCAAACCUCCAGAGGGUGACUUGAGCACCCAUUCCACAAACCCCAUCCAGAUACCUGACUCAAAUACUGUUUCAUCAAACCCCAUCCAGAUACCUGCUUCAAAUACUGUUUCAUCAAACCCCAUCCAGAUACCUGCUUCAAAUACUGUUUCAUCAAACCCCAUCCAGAUACCUGCCUCAAAUACUGUUUCAUCAAACCCCAUCCAGAAACCUGCCUCAAAUAAUGUUUCAUCAAACCCCAUCCAGAUACCUGCCUCAAAUACUGUUUCAUCAAACCCCAUCCAGAUACCUGCCUCAAAUACUGUUUCAUCAAACCCCAUCCAGAUACCUGGAGCUGCACCCUCCCCUAUGACCAUCAGCUGGAUAUUGACCCCACAAGGUCUAGUUCCUGUCGCUACCCAAGCUCCAAUAGCAAUGCAGGCCCAGAAUGCACCCCAGUCCCCAGUCGUGGUGCCUCUGAACCAGCAGGGUACUCAGCAAAGCUUAGCUACUGACACUCCAAAGAGACAACCAAAUAUUGCCAGCAGCACAACAAGCCCAGCGCUGCCUAAAGCUUCCGGAGCCAAAGUUAAUCCAGUCAUAUGCACUGCUGCCCCUGGAAGCAUCACCAACGUAGUCACUGCUGCUGGGCAGGUACUAAAUCCUGUCUCUCUGGUUUCCACUCCCUCAACUUACCCUUUACCGACCAGUUCUGCAGUGGGCACUGCCACAGUGCAGACUUCUGGAACAAUCCCGUCUAGUCCUGGACAAAUUCAGAUCAGUAGGUCUGCAGUAACAGGCUUGGUUCAGCCAAACGUUCUUCAAGUGAGACCACUUUUGUCUAAUCUACAAGGGUUCAGAUUGGUCAGGGUGGUGUGGCCCACUGGCCAGGGAACUGUCAGCAAUCUUCCAGCAAGAACUGGGUUCCCCUCCAACCAAGUCCAGCAGGUAUGUACAGCCCAGUCAGCACAAAUACCUGUGAGGGUGGUUCAGCAGCCACAGCCGUCAGGUUUGCCAGCCUCCCAAACUCCAGCUGUAGCCAACUCGUCUUGCUGCCCCCCAGGUCCUCCGAAUGCUUCCACCGCCAAGGCUAAUAAAAUCAGUGUGGACCUGAACCUGAUGUUCCAGGAAGAUGAGGCUUUGGUGAAAGAAUGGCUCAGGGGGAAAGGAGGUGUCCGUCUGCCUAAGCUGAAUGUGGCGCUUCCCUAUCUGCCUCCUUCGAUCUUCAACUUGACAGCGCUAUUGCAACUCCUUGGACAGAAAAAGUCCUUGGAGGAAAAGGCCUCGAUUCUCGUCUCUGGGGCAGGACAUGAAGAUGGCAGGUCGGAGACCCAGGUGGAUGCUAUUAGAAGCUUAGUUGCAGAAAAGCUGGAUAACAACCCGGCUUACCUUCUCCUCAAAGCACGGUUCCUGGCGUGUUUCACUCUCCCAGCAUUUCUAGCAACCGUCCCUCCUGUGAGUGCCUCAACUACUGCCCCAGAGUUCCUGGACGGCACUGACUUUAAGACUAAAAGCCAAGACAGACGGGGUGCAGGUCCAGCUAAAAGUCCUAGACCACAGGGACCCAUGGAAGGCUGUUUAGAAACGGCUCCAUCCAACAUAAAUGAGGAAAGCACUGGAGAAAGUACAUCUCUACUGGGGUCCGAUGGAGUAGUGGCCAGCGAAUUCAUCGGGAUGAGGACAAGAAGAAGUACCCGCUUAAAAAAAAGAAUGUAGAAAAAGAAGAUGGUUUACAAGACAUGAAGAGAGUCCUAUGAAGUAAGAUACAAAGAGCCGUAAACAUUGAAGCACUGUUGGAAUUCGUCACUUUGUGCUUUUUGUUUUUUGUGUAAGCUGACUUUUUUUACUGUUUGUUUAAAAUCUGUUAGUGGAUUUCAGUAUUGGCAUCAGAGGUGUUGAUGUUUUGAGUCAUUUUCCUGAGCAAUGCUCAGUUAAAUCAUAAAUCGAUUCAAGUUUGUGGACAUGUUAAAAACAGUAUUACAUUUGAGAAAAAUAAUACUGGAUCAUAUAUUUGUGCAUGUGAAAUAAGAUUAUUAAAAAGUAUAACAUAACUAAUGGUAAUAUAUAUAUUUUUUCAGAAAACAGAAAUACAUAAUUUGUUGUAAAAUAAAGAGCAUACCCUGAACAAAAUAAAUUAUUGUAAUAAUAAUAAUAAUAAUAAUUUAAAAUGCUAACAAUAUUGUGUAUUGACAUCUGGAACAUUUAAAUGUUUGAAUAAAA
This is a messenger RNA of Acipenser ruthenus (sterlet), 6576 nucleotides long. RefSeq names its product snRNA-activating protein complex subunit 4-like. Lineage: Eukaryota; Metazoa; Chordata; Actinopteri; Acipenseriformes; Acipenseridae. The record is from RefSeq and is a predicted model, not a curated record.